Moneuplotes crassus is the source of this 805-nucleotide messenger RNA. The record is from the annotation of a GenBank genome assembly. NCBI's taxonomy places the organism in Eukaryota, Ciliophora, Spirotrichea, Euplotida, Euplotidae.
UGAACUCAUUUUCAGGAUUAGCUGAACUUUCACAAUUCUCUCCAGAUCAAAGUUCUUGCUUUGGAAACAGCAUGUUUGCUUGGGAGACAAAAGGCUCUGUCUCUUUUGACCCAUUUUAACAAUACUCAGCAUAUUGCUCCAAUUUCUCUUUUGAGUAAAGAACAUAGCCUAACACCAAACUCCCUUACUAGCACAUUGAUGAGGGCUUACCAAGAUAAACAGAAUGAUAACUCAGUCUCAGUUUUGAAGGGUUCUACAGAUGCUAAAUCAAGGAAAAGAAGAACUCCUUCUCUAAAAGGACUCUCAAAAAGAAAAGACGUCGUCUUGAAGUCCCUUCUCAGAAAAAUAAGAAGAUUUCAUUGGACACAGUUCAAGAAAACUACAAGCUUCGGAGUUAAGCAAAAGAUAUCAAUCGAACACCAGAGACUGCUUCUUAUUAAGUACAUUGAGCAUGAAUUUGGGAUGGAGUCUAAUGAAGAGUUCUUGGACACCCUUGACAAGGUCUUGCUCAUGAGAGAGAUUAGGAAUAGAACUGCCAACAUUUAUAACGACUUGCUACACAGUUAUAACAGAAGAAAGCUACAAAUCUGAAUGAACGAUCCAUACUUCAAAUGCCUCGUGUUCCACUAUUCUUUCGAAGUAAACCCCGAUGAAAUCAAUAAAGAUGAGGAAGAAGGCUUAAAGAUGAUUCUCAAGUUAUAAACACCACAAUGUGAUAGACUACCACAGGGCUCACUCUAGUUCAUUUACCAUAAUUGAUAUCAUAAAUUUUGAUAAAUCAUUAAUAAAACCCUCUUAUAUCCUA